Molecule: messenger RNA, 879 nt
Organism: Leptonychotes weddellii (Weddell seal)
Lineage: Eukaryota; Metazoa; Chordata; Mammalia; Carnivora; Phocidae
Source: RefSeq, a predicted model, not a curated record
AUGACCUUCAUGAUCCAUCAUCUCCUGACCUCGGCGACCUCAAGGGCACCGUCCGGGACCUCCCUUGCUGCCCACGUCCUGUGUGCCUGUGGUGCCUUUGUCCGAGUGAGCUCUGACAGCCGUCUCUGCCCCGGUCUCUGUCCACAGCAGUUACACGGGAACAACAUACACUUCACCGAUGGCUAUGAGAUCAAGGAGGACAUCGGGGUGGGCUCCUACUCCGUGUGCAAGCGAUGUGUGCAUAAAGCUACUGAGGCAGAGUAUGCCGUGAAGAUCAUCGAUAAGAGUAAGAGAGACCCCUCAGAAGAGAUCGAGAUUCUCCUGAGGUACGGGCAGCACCCGAACAUCAUCAGCCUCAAAGACGUCUACGACGACGGGAAGUUCGUGUAUCUGGUGAUGGAGCUGAUGCGUGGCGGAGAGCUCCUGGACCGCAUCCUCCGGCAGCGUUACUUCUCGGAGCGGGAGGCCAGCGAUGUGCUGUGUACCAUCACCAAGACCAUGGACUACCUCCACUCCCAGGGGGUGGUGCAUCGAGACCUGAAGCCGAGUAAUAUACUGUAUAUGGACGAGUCUGGAAACCCUGAAUCCAUCCGAAUCUGUGACUUUGGGUUUGCCAAGCAGCUUCGAGCUGAGAAUGGGCUGUUGAUGACACCCUGCUACACGGCAAAUUUCGUUGCCCCGGAGGUCCUGAAGCGGCAAGGCUACGAUGCAGCAUGUGACAUCUGGAGUUUGGGGACCCUGCUGUACACCAUGCUGGCGGGAUUUACCCCAUUUGCAAAUGGACCAGAUGAUACUCCUGAGGAGAUUCUGGCAAGGAUUGGCAGUGGGAAGUACGCCCUUUCUGGGGGAAACUGGGACUCAAUCUCCGAUGCCGCGAAG